AUGACAAACAAUAGUACUACAGUCUCAUCAAAUCAUGUCCCUCAACGAUUAUUAUCAUUAAUAAUAUCAGUAUUUGUGUGUAUAGCAUCAGGUACCCCCUAUCUUUAUGGAGUCUAUUCCCCUCAAUUGGUCAAACAAGUGGGUUUAACUGCAUCUGAUUCAGCUACGUUAUCACUUGCUGAAAAUAUAGGGUCAGGAUUUGGUGGUUUACCCGGGGGAUUAAUUAUUGAUCAUAAUGGACCACAAAAGAGUAUUUUAAUGGGAUCAAUCUGUAUCUUUUUAGGUUAUUUUGCCAUUUAUAAAAUGUAUGAAAUGAAAUGGGGGAAUCUUUUAUUAUUAUGUAUAUCCAUGAUUGCUAUGGGUUUCGGAUCCAUUACUUGUUUUUUUGCAACUUUAAAAGCAGCUCAAGCUAAUUUUCCCAAACAUAGAGGAGCAGCAGGUGCUUUUCCUGUAAGUUCUUAUGGAUUAUCAGCAACUUUAUUUUCAGUUGUUUCUGCUACUUUCUUUAAAGAUAAUACCGGUGGUUUAUUAGAAUUUUUAUCUUUGUUUUGUGGUUCAGUAGCAUUUUUUGGAUCUUUUUUCAUUCAUAUUUAUUUAGAUCAUAAUGAUGAAGAAAUUAUUGAUGAUGAAGAAAAUUCAUCUGGUUUAACAAAUACAAAAAAUGGUUAUUCACCUAUUGAUCCUAAUGAUGAAACUGCUUUAAUGAAUAUACCCGCAUCAUCCAAACCAAGUAAUUCACUUAACCCAGAGGAUGACGAAGAUGAUGAAUCAGUUGAUGAUUCUCAACAUCAAUCUAUCCCUAUAAAUCCUCCUCCAAAUACAGCUAAGAAAAUGGAAAGAUCGGAUUCCUUACCUGGUUCUUUCCGAUUCUGGGGUUUAGGAUCAAGAACUCCAAGAUCUUCAUUCAGUUCUCAAGCUGAAGAUGCUACACCUUUCUUACAAAGUAUAAGAGAUUCAACUGUUCCACCUCCACCUAAUAGCAAUAGUAAUAAUCCAUUCUUAUCUGAUGAUUCAACUCUAAAUCAAUCAUCAACAACUUCCCAACAACAAAAAAUUCAAAUGCUUAAAAGCAAAACCACUCCUCCAACAUUAACAUCUUCAUCUUCAUUAAAUAGUUUGAACUCAUCCACCACUCCAGCUGCUACCACCACCUCUAAAAAGACAGGUCCUUUCGAAGUGAUAAAGGAACGUUUAACUGAUAGAAUCUUUUUAACUCAUUAUUUCAUUGUAUCAAUCGUGAGUGGAAUAGGUCAAGCCUAUAUUUUCACCGUUGGAUUUGUGGUCACGGCUCAAUAUAACUAUGAUGCCAAUAAGAGAGACCUUACCGGUUUAGCAUCAUCAGCCGCCACAUUACAAGCCUUACAAGUAUCAAUCAUCUCCAUAGCGUCUUUCUCAGGUCGGUUAUUUUCUGGAUUCUUGAGUGAUUAUUUAUAUAAGAAAUAUCAUAUUCAAAGACUUUGGAUUGUUCUUGUUACCAUUGCUAUUUUAAGUGUGGGUCAAUUUGUCACUAUUAUCAAUGUUAGUAAUCCUCAUUUAGUUACUUUAGCAUCGGCCAUUACUGGGGGAUGUUAUGGAUUAGCAUUUGGAACUUAUCCUGCUGUCAUUGCUGAUAGUUUUGGAACGAGGACAUUUUCAACUAGUUGGGGAUUAGUGUGUACGGGUCCAUUAAUUACCUUAUUUAUAUUGAAUAAAUAUUUCGGAUGGAUUUAUGAUGCUAAUACUAAUCCUGAAGAUGGAAUCUGUUAUAAAGGGAAUGGAUGUUAUAAAGGGGCAUUUGAAGUAAGUUUUGUAUUAUGUUUUAUUGUCUUUAUUGUUACAUCAAUAUUGAUUUAUAAACAACGAAAAAGAUAA
Messenger RNA from Scheffersomyces coipomensis, 1851 nucleotides. RefSeq lists its product as uncharacterized. The coding region runs from base 1 to 1851 and encodes 616 amino acids. Gene Ontology annotation, molecular function: transmembrane transporter activity. Lineage: Eukaryota; Fungi; Ascomycota; Pichiomycetes; Serinales; Debaryomycetaceae. Gene Ontology annotation, cellular component: fungal-type vacuole membrane. Gene Ontology annotation, biological process: transmembrane transport. The record is from RefSeq and is a predicted model, not a curated record. The transcript has a single exon.